GGCUGCUGACUCUCGCCAUGUUGUUUGCCCUGGCGGCGGCGGAGAAGAGACGGAGGAGCAGCACCGUAGACUGCCGCGUUCUUCAGCCUGAGGCGGGAAACUUUAUGAGCAGCGUUCCCCGAACAGUUCCUGAGUGAUGUCAGACAGUGAAGCUGGGAGAACACCAUAUUGAAGACCUAAAAUUAGUAUAGCUUUCACAAUGGCAUCAAAGUCUUCCUUACUGAAAGUAAUACUUUUGGGAGAUGGAGGUGUGGGAAAGAGUUCUCUGAUGAAUCGAUACGUUACCAACAAGUUUGACACUCAGCUGUUUCACACAAUAGGCGUUGAGUUCUUGAACAAGGAGCUUGAAGUGGACAAUCACAUGGUCACCAUGCAGAUCUGGGACACUGCAGGUCAGGAACGGUUCAGGAGCUUGAGGACCCCUUUUUACAGGGGAUCUGACUGUUGUCUACUAACAUUUAGUGUAGAUGACUUGCAGAGCUUUCAGAACUUAAACAACUGGAAGAAAGAAUUCAUCUACUAUGCAGAUGUCAAAGACCCAGACAGUUUUCCGUUUGUGGUUUUGGGAAACAAAGUUGACAUCAGUGAACGUCAAGUGUCCAUGGAAGAAGCUCAGGCUUGGUGCAGAGACAAUGGGAACCAUCCAUAUUUUGAGACCAGCGCAAAAGAUGCCAUCAAUGUGGCAGCAGCAUUUGAAGAAGCUGUCCGAAGGGUUUUGGCUAUUGAAGACAGAUCGGACCAACUGAUGCACAACGAUACAGUAAAUCUACAUAGAAAACCCAAGUCCAGCUCGUCAUGCUGUUGACGCACAAUAGGUAUUGCGCCUGGUGGAGCCAUUCAUCCUGCAAGGCAUGCUCAAAAAGAAGCAAACCAGGAUAUCACACUGGAGAUUCAUUAAUAAGUCGAUUAAAACCACUUUUCUGGAGAAGCCGUAGACCUAAUACGAGCUAUCACUCAUGGUGGGAGGAAAUAUAUCACAGAUGCUAUGCCGCUUACUCCGAAUAAUAUGUGUAUUAAUGUAACUAACAAGUCUUAUUGUAAAUGCGCGAGACACGUCUCCUAAAGGUUACACCUCAUGUCCCCAUUUAUUUAUGUGCAGUCAUAACCGUAGGUUAUAUUGGCAGCAUACCGUUCACAUGACAUUUAGAAACUCCUCUGCCGUCUGUUUUCAGCUCUGUAUACUUACCUGCUGGACCCUUAUGUUUAACUUGCUAUUGGCGGAAAAGUCCACCAUUUGGUACUGUAACCUCCGUUUUGUAUAUUGGUGUCAUAGAGGUUAAUUUACUAACACCUUUUGAUAUGGUCUACUUAUAUCAGAAACCUGCACAAGUUACAUUAUCCGCACCUCUGUGAAGAGAUGGUUGUAGCCGUAAACUGC
Molecule: messenger RNA, 1378 nt
Organism: Bufo bufo (common toad)
Lineage: Eukaryota; Metazoa; Chordata; Amphibia; Anura; Bufonidae
Gene: RAB9A
Product: RAB9A, member RAS oncogene family
Exons: 3
Coding region: 200-805 (201 amino acids)
Biological process (GO): Rab protein signal transduction; retrograde transport, endosome to Golgi
Cellular component (GO): lysosome; late endosome; phagocytic vesicle
Molecular function (GO): GTPase activity; GTP binding
Source: RefSeq, a predicted model, not a curated record